Hyposmocoma kahamanoa is the source of this 2146-nucleotide messenger RNA. RefSeq lists its product as uncharacterized. The record is from RefSeq and is a predicted model, not a curated record. The coding region runs from base 210 to 1643 and encodes 477 amino acids. The transcript is spliced from 2 exons. NCBI's taxonomy places the organism in Eukaryota, Metazoa, Arthropoda, Insecta, Lepidoptera, Cosmopterigidae.
GCGCGCACUUCGCACGUGUACUAGAAGCGAAUCGCUUUACGCUAAGAAGUUCUCGCUUAGUUUUACACUUGUGUUUAGGGGCGCUAAAGUUUGUAAUAAAAUUAACAAUAAACAUAAAAUAAUUUUCUAAAAUUACGUUCUGAGAAACUGUGGUCAUGUACUUAUUAAUACAGUAGCAUUAUUGUUUGCGUGAUCCAGUAUCCGACGAAAUGAGGAAUAAUCGUGUAUGGAUUUUGUUUUUGAUGGUGCCAUGCAUGUUGGUGUCGGGAAAGCCAGUGCAGCCUCAUCUUAAAGGCGGCGAUGACACACGUGAAGCUGCUGCCUUCAACUACGCUCACAACUUACCAAAGCAACAAGACACUUCCAGCUCCGACCACGAACAAGUCAUAUCUGUAAGAAUAACUUCAUCCGUCGCCGUUGGUAGAGGAAAAUCCAGACCCAAUAAAGUUUUAGAAAAUAAAUACGGAACCACUGUAAGCGAAACUCCACAGACCUUUGCUGUUACAAAGACACUUGAUGUUACAAAUGAGGAGAAAGGCACAACAGAACUUCCCAAUCUAGCAGGUGCUAAUAUAGAAUUCAUCAAACAACUAAAUUCCCGUAAGGAAGCAAGAGGUCUCCAAAACUUAGAAGUCAUUCCUACGUUUCCAUCACAUGUUGAAAAUAAAUACUCCAAUGAAAGCCAUGAUUCCAAAGCAGAGUCUAUGACAUCAAUUCUGGAAAUAGAUAAUAAAAACAUUGAAACUCCAGAUGACAAUAUUCCAAUGGCACGCUCAGUCCCACUAUCACCGUCGUCAAAAAAUUACAUUCCAGGUCUAACACAUAAAUCGUUUAGCCAAAGGGGGAACAAUCAAAGACUAACAACUGUAAAUUUCAACAUACUACAUGACACCCCCACAAUGGAUACUAAUUUCAAUGAACCUGGAGAUGCGUAUGUAAACCCGACUCAAGCACAACCUAGUACUCAGAAGUUCUAUAACGAACCACCUAAGUUCUAUAACGAACCAGCUAAAGUGUAUAGUCAGCCAGCGCAAGUGUACAGCGAACCUGCCAAAUUUUACAGUGAACCGGCUAAAAUAUACAGCGAACCUUCCAAAAUAUACAGCGAGCCAGCCAAAAUAUAUAGUGAACCUGCGAAAAUUUACAGCGAACCAGCAAAGUUUUACAGUCAACCUGCUUCGUUGCAUCUGUCUCCUAACGGCAACUCAGAUUACACAUCAUGGCACCAUCCAUCUCAAAGACCUUUAUUCACAGGCACAGUUGUGAACACCACGCCAGUCACAAUGAUAACCAAUCCUUCAAUAGUGCCUACCACACAGCACAUUGCAGAGCAUCAACCGGAAAAGAAUUACGAAAUAGACGAGAAAAUAAGUGUUCUGACCGAUGGGCGUAGCCACGGAGUACAGGAAUCCAGUAAUGAAAGCUGUAAGCAAGAUAAUUGUAAAGUUGGUUACGUUGUUGAAGGUCGUCAGUACAGGAAGUACAGAGUGGAAGAAAGAACAUCUGAUGGUUAUAUAGUAGGAGAGUACGGCGUUGUAAGAAAUGAAGAUGGGGCGUUGAGAGGUGUAAGAUAUACAGCUGACAGCGACGCUAGCCCUCGUCUCAUAUACGAUGCCCUUAUGAAGUUCCUACAACUGAAGUAAACUCAAAUUUGACUUGUCGAUCCUAAACCUAUUUGCUCAUUUUAAUGUUAAGGUACGUAGGAUUUCCAUUGUUCAUAAAGUGGGUUAUUUAUUAAAGACUGACUGAUAAUUUCAGUAUUGCGUUCAGCAAUACAUGAAAUGCUUUCGCGAAGACGUCAAUUUCGAUACGCUUCAAUAAGUGGACGCCGCAAUAACACUCAUUUUAUUUAAUUGUGAUAUUGAUAUCGUGCCGCACUUAUUUCUUGAAAAUCAUCGGUCAAUUUAUUGAAAUCGAAUAAUACUCGUCAACAUGUCACUAGUUAAUACGAAAUGUGAAAUAUAGUAUAAUUGAACACUCUUUCGGGUAAUUGAAACUUAUCUGCAAAGAGUGUGUGCCAUUGUAGGCGAAAUGUAUAAAUUGAUCCCAUACUCGCUAAUUAGUUAAGUGUAUCAAGUUGUGUAACAUUAAAUUUAAAGAAAUUGAAAUUGAUGUUUUAAUCCAUAACAAGAAUGCUUUAAUUCGU